Messenger RNA from Adelges cooleyi (spruce gall adelgid), 1657 nucleotides. RefSeq names its product beclin-1-like protein (gene Atg6). Bases 338 to 1600 code for a protein of 420 amino acids. Gene Ontology annotation, cellular component: phosphatidylinositol 3-kinase complex, class III, type I; phosphatidylinositol 3-kinase complex, class III, type II; phagophore assembly site. Lineage: Eukaryota; Metazoa; Arthropoda; Insecta; Hemiptera; Adelgidae. The transcript is spliced from 7 exons. The record is from RefSeq and is a predicted model, not a curated record. Gene Ontology annotation, biological process: cellular response to nitrogen starvation; late endosome to vacuole transport; autophagosome assembly.
AUCAUAACACAAGAAUAGAUUCUGUGAUCAUUGUACGUGAUUUGUUCCGUUAUAUGUUAAUCAGUUAAUAAAUAAAACGCACAUUCGUAUUGUGUACAAUAUGAUAUCAACAAUAACAUUUAGUAAAAAUAAUAUAGCUGACUUUAUGUAACGCAUUUUUUUUCUUUUGUUGAAUAUGCAUUUAAAUUUUAAUGCUCAUACCAAUUUUAUUAACGUCAUGAUUUUUUAAAAUUAAAUGAUUAAAAACCUAUCAAAUAUGAUAAUUAAUCAUACCUUGAUUGAUGUGAAUUUUUGCAAAUUGUUACAUUAAAAUUUAUAAUACCAAAAUAAUAGAAUAAUGUCGAAUGCUAAUGUGAAUGUUAACUUUGCAUGUCAACGGUGUUUUGCUCCUAUUCGAUUAGAUAGCUCGUUCAACAGUAUCAGUGAACAUGCCAUUGCUGAAUUGUCGUUGCCAAUUGUGACAUGCCCAGAAGUUGAUCUGGAAUCGCAAGCUAAACAAGUGGACCAUAUUAUACCUGGGUUUCAUUUAAAUGAUUCAUCAGGAGGGAAUAAUGGUUUCACACUUUUGGGUGAAGGAGAAACUCCAACGCUGAGCCAUCAAAUGAAAAUAGCAGCUGGUUUAUUUGACAUUGUAUCUGGAAACUCUCAAGUGAAUCAUCCUCUAUGUGAUGAAUGUACUGAUAUAUUAAUGGAUAUGAUGGAUGAAGAACUUCAACAAGCUGAGAAAGACUAUAUGGAUUAUAAUAACUAUUUGAAAGAGCUCUCUACAGAAGAACCAGAAGACAUGGACGCAUUAAACAAAGAACUAGAGGAUCUACUUAAAGAGGAGAAAAAAUUAAUGAACGAAUUAGCUAACUUACAAGAGACAGAAAAUGCUUUGGAUUGUGACAUAAAGGAAGCAGAAAAAGAAAAGGAGAGGUUAAUUAAAGAAGAAGAAAGGUAUUGGAAAGAAUAUAGUAAACAUCGUAGAGAUUGUAUUUUAAUAGACGACCAACAAAAAAGUGUUGAAUGUCAGAUUAGUUAUACAACCUCACAAUUAGCCAAAUUAAGAAAAACAAAUGUAUUUAAUGCAACAUUUCACAUAUGGCAUCACGGUCAUUUUGGCACAAUUAAUAAGUUGCGUCUCGGUAGAUUACCAUCAGCACCGGUUGAUUGGGCCGAGAUAAAUGCUGCAUGGGGUCAAGUGACUUUGCUGUUAGUUUCAUUAGCAAGGUAUAUGAAUUUAAAAUUUGAUAAAUACCGUCUUGUCCCUUACGGAAACCAUUCAUAUGUUGAGGUACUGGGCGAAAAGAAAACAUUGCCUUUGUAUGGCCAAGGAGGUAUACGUUUUGUAUGGAAUACGAAAUUUGACUUGGCCAUGGUUGCAUUUUUAGAUUGUCUUCAACAGUUUAAAGAAGAAGUAGAAAAAGGCAACUCGGGAUUCCAUUUACCUUAUCGAAUGGAAAAAGGAAAAAUUGAAGACUCUGCCACUGGAAAUACAUACAACAUUCGAAUACAGCUUAAUUCUGAAGAAGGUUGGACGAAAGCACUGAAAUUUAUGUUAACCAAUUUAAAAUGGGGUCUAGCUUGGGUCUCUGCAAAAAUAAACAAUGAAAUGUAGAAUAUAAGAUGUGUUGUAAAAUAAAAACUAAAGAAUUAUACAUAUUACUAUUAUAUA